GUGACUGUCGCUCUCUCUCUCCUGCUCCAGUAACUGGAGGCACAAGUUCCUUCUUCCCCAGCCUCAACUUCAUUUUUCAGAAGGUCUGGGCUGUAUUCUGCUGCUGCAGCCAUGGCACCCAAAAAGAGCAAGUCGACCAAAAAGAGCAAAGGAGAUAUAAAUGAUAUGACCAUAAUGGUUGAGAACAGCCCCAUCAACAAGAUUAAUGGGUUGAACACUCUGUUAGAAGGAGGAAAUGGCUUCAGCUGCAUUUCAACUGAAGUCAAUGAUUCUGCGUAUGCCCCAAACCUCCUGGAGGGUUUGAGCAACAUGAGACAGGACAGCUUCCUCUGUGAUCUAACAGUCUCCACCAAAUCAAAGUCAUUUGAUGUCCACAAAGUUGUCAUGGCCUCCUGCAGCGAAUACAUUAGAAACAUCUUGAAGAAGGAUUCGACCCUCCAGAAGAUCGAUCUGAACGACCUCUCACCAGUCGGCCUCGCCACUGCAAUUACAUAUGCAUAUUCAGGAAAGCUCACCCUGUCGCUCUACAGCAUCGGCAGCACUAUCGCUGCAGCCAUGCUGCUGCAGAUCGGCACCUUAGUGAAGAUGUGCAGCGAUUUCCUCAUGCAGGAGCUCAGCGUGGAGAAUUGUAUGUAUGUGGCAAAUAUCGCCGAUGCCUAUGACCUCAAAGAAACCAAGGAGGCGGCUCAGAAGUUCAUGCGGGAGAACUUCAUCGAGUUCUCUGAGAUGGAGCAGUUCCUGAAGCUCACCUAUGAGCAGAUCAGCGAAUUCCUUUCAGACGAUUCCCUGCAGCUCCCGUCUGAGGUCACUGCCUUCCAGAUCGCCAUGAAAUGGUUGGACUUUGACGAGAAGAGGUUGAAGUACGCAGCAGAUCUUCUGACUAGCAUCCGCUUUGGCACUAUCUCUGCCCAAGACCUGGUGAAUCACGUCCAGAGUGUGCCUAGAAUGAUGCAAGACCCCGAGUGCCACCGUCUCCUUGUUGAUGCCAUGAAUUACCAUCUGCUGCCAUAUCAACAGAACAUCCUCCAGUCACGCAGAACAAAGGUACGCGGAGGCCUCAGGGUGAUUCUCACAGUUGGUGGACGCCCUGCCUUGACAGAGAAAUCCCUCAGCAAAGACGUCCUCUACAGAGAUUCGGAUAACGUGUGGAAUAAGUUGACAGAAAUGCCAGCAAAGAGCUUUAAUCAGUGUGUGGCCAUGUUGGACGGCUUCCUGUAUGUGGCAGGUGGUGAGGACCAGAAUGAUGCAAGGAACCAGGCUAAACACGCUGUUAGCAACUUCUGCAGGUACGAUCCCCGCUUCAACACUUGGAUUCACUUGAACAACAUGAUCCAAAAGCGCACCCACUUCAGCCUCAACACUUUCAACGGCCUCUUGUUUGCCGUCGGAGGUCGAAACUCUGACGGUGUUCAGGCCUCCGUGGAGUGCUACGUGCCCUCGUCAAACCAGUGGCAGAUGAAGGCUCCCAUGGAGGUGCCCCGCUGCUGUCAUGGCAGCUCCGUCAUCGAUGGCAAGAUCCUGGUAUCUGGAGGCUACAUCAACAACGCUUAUUCCAGGGCUGUGUGUUCUUACGACCCCUCCACCGACACCUGGCAGGAUAAGAGCAGUCUGAGCACACCUCGAGGCUGGCACUGCGCCGCCACCGUGGGAGACCGAGCCUAUGUGAUCGGUGGCAGCCAGCUGGGAGGCCGUGGGGAGAGGGUGGACGUCCUCGCAGUCGAAUCUUACAACCCACACAACGGGCAGUGGAGCUACUGUGCGCCUCUCCAUACGGGGGUGAGCACAGCCGGCAUUUCCAGUUUGAACAACAAGAUCUAUCUCCUUGGGGGCUGGAACGAGGGCGAGAAGAAGUACAAGAAAUGCAUUCAGGUUUACAACCCUGACCUCAAUGAAUGGACUGAGGAUGAUGAAUUGCCAGAAGCUACAGUCGGCAUUUCAUGCUGUGUUGUCACCAUACCCACACGGAAAACACGAGAGUCCAGAGCCAGUUCAGUUUCAUCUGCACCAGUCAGCAUAUAAGGAAUCAGAUGAUAACAACGCUGUAGUUUACACGUCUAAAGGUCUCCAGCUUGUCUGCUGCAUAAUCUUGAUUGUAGGUUCUCCUACAAAAUGUUCAUCAGCUUUAUUCUUUUAGAUGAGCAAAAAUUAACAAAAGGUCUGCAAAGGUUACAAAUUUGGGAACAUGUUCUUGUAAAAUAUUUUUAAAAGCUUUGUUAAUUUGAUUCAAUAAAAUUUUAAACCAAAAAGAAUUCAAAAGCCUGCAUUUAACAUAUAGUACAUUUGGCAUCAUGAAGGCUAGAUAAUGAUCAUUUUUAGACAAAUUUCAUUCUGGGGCCAAUUCAGCUUGGAUAAUUUCAUUAGCCCUGUUUCUACAGAAAAUACAACAUUAAAUAAAGCGCAAAUGAAAAGGUUUUUUGUUUUGUUUUUUAAAAAAAGCAAAACAAUCAUCUGAAACAUAAUGAUGGGGUUUUUUUUACUCAGUACCACUGAAAUAAUACUGGAUUUUGUGACAGUCCUGUUUAUGGGGACUAUAGCUACUGUGAUUCUCACAUACUUGAACAGAAUAAGAAGCUGAAGCUGGAAUAACUGUUGGUUUCACCUACCAGGAGUAGGUGUUUGUGAUUAGUGUUUAACCACACCUCACAGUAAGACUGCGAUUUCUCUACAUGUGUCUCAUGUGCAGCACUUAGCAGUCUUGUGUUGUGCAGUUGUGUGAUCACCAUCAAACACUGUCCGCGUGAAAACAAAUGUUAGGAUGAUGUGGGUUGAAUGGGUUGAGAAGUGACAGCAAUAAACUAUUUUGUAAAAAAGAAAAAAAAAAAUAGAACUGGUGAAUGAUGUUCAGAGCCUGAGCUUUCCUGGACUCAUGAAUUUCCUGACUGCUCAUGUCCUUCCAUUUUUUGUUUGUUUUUAAAUUAAAGAGAUGAAGUGUAA
This is a messenger RNA of Stegastes partitus (bicolor damselfish), 2934 nucleotides long. RefSeq names its product kelch-like family member 31 (gene klhl31). NCBI's taxonomy places the organism in Eukaryota, Metazoa, Chordata, Actinopteri, Pomacentridae. Bases 112 to 2019 code for a protein of 635 amino acids. Gene Ontology annotation, biological process: negative regulation of protein phosphorylation. Gene Ontology annotation, cellular component: nucleus. The record is from RefSeq and is a predicted model, not a curated record. Gene Ontology annotation, molecular function: protein binding. The transcript has 3 exons.